Molecule: messenger RNA, 1398 nt
Organism: Ambispora leptoticha
Lineage: Eukaryota; Fungi; Glomeromycota; Glomeromycetes; Archaeosporales; Ambisporaceae
Source: the annotation of a GenBank genome assembly
AUGAGUGCCACUUGUUCGUCUGUAAAGCCAAUUUCAUCGAAUACCGAUGACAACAACGAAAAUAAUAAAGGAAAUAGCAAAAAUGAUUUCUUUACAAAACUUGCCAUUGAGGUGCUGCAUUUUAUCUUAAAUGAAUUGGAUGAAAAGGACCAAUUUAACCUUGCAUUAAGCUGCAAAUGGUUAUACCGGGUUUUUCGUAUUUAUUAUUUUGGGAUUGUCACACCAAAAUGGGAACCAUUCGAAUCUACAACCGCAGAUGGAAAGUAUUAUGGGCCGCCGGCUGCAAAUUAUCGAGACGGCGUAUUACUUAAUGGUGUGCUUUAUAUUCCAAUUUUGGUGGCUGAAGCACCCAUUUGUUGGUUACUUGAUUUCAAACGACUUGUUAUCAAGUGGAAAAAAGUAGAAAUUUCCAUGAAUUUAGAUAACAAAAAUGACUAUCAGCCUCUUCGAAAUACUGUUUCAACUGUAUUACGUGACCUCAUUUAUAUUUUUGGUGGCGAAACGCUCGCCGGCGAGCCCUCUAAUAUUUUCUACGAAUUAGACACGAAAAAUAUGAUAUUACGUACAGUUUGUUUUAAUGGAGAUGUUCUACCCUCCGCGAAAAUGUGGCACUCUUUCGAUAAAAUUGAUGAUCAACAUGUAGCACUUUUUGGAGGUCGUUCAUCAAUGACGGAUGAUUCUACUUCAAAAGAUGGCAUAAAAAGCUGCAGUAGCUUUUACGAUACCAAAGAUUUUUAUCUGUAUAGUGAUGUGGAGAAGAGUUGGCUCAAAUAUCCCGACGUUAACCACGGGCUCCCUUAUGCACGGUCGGCACAUUCAUCUUUGGUGGUUGGCUAUUCAUUGUAUAUCUAUGGUGGUCAACAAAUCAGCCUCAACAUCUCGAGCUCACAAUCUGACAUUCAUGAUAACGAAGAUCUAUGGGAAUUUAGCUUUGAAAGCAACACUAGAAAUAUCAAGAACAAUUUCUUGCAAAAUAAAUGGAAAAAAUUAUUCUCACCUCGUAUUUCCACAUCAUCAUUUUUUGGGCCCGAUAAUAAUGGUGACUGGAAGGAAACUACCGGAAAAAUAACGGGAAAAAGACGAGGCGCAGCAAUGUUCACAAUUGGAAAAAAAAUUGCAAUAUUAGGCGGAUAUGAAAAAGACAAUUGGAUGUAUGAAGAUAAUUGUAACAUUGUUCGACCUUGGGAAAUGUGCAAGUUGUAUUCACCAGAGAAAAGAAUUUGGAAUCAUAUUCGUAUUACUGGAAUUCCGGAAAUGGAAUGUAUAGCUAUUGCUAAAGAUCAGUCGGGACGACCAGAAAAUGUAUUUGUUAUUGGUCGAACAAAGGGCGACAACAACGACGAAAAUGAUAGAGAUAAAGGAAAACUUGUGAUGGGAUGGAUUCGAGAUAAUUCUUGA